AGAAAAGCUCACUUCAACACUCCCUCCCUCCCAGCUUUCUAUGUUUACACAGCAACGAGGCUGGCCCCGCCCCUUCCUGCACUUCAGUCACCUGACCGUGUUGUCAUCACACGACGUCCCUCAGCUGCAGACCCAGUGACAUGAGGAUAUUCCUGUCUCCAUGAAGAAAGGAUCUCAAGGAUUCUCUAGCUAGAAGUGUUGGACAAUCCUAACUAGAAAUGGAGUCUCUGCUGCUGAUUUCACCGAUUACAGCGCUGGAGUUUGUUGCUGACCAUCUCCUGUCUGGUGAAGGCCCUUAUCUUACUGUGUAUAGUUUGGAGAAAGAUCAGCUUACCUCGCACAGGAAAAGGCAGAAUGUUCUCCGAGGUUACUCCAUCCAUGGCAUAAAGCUCCGUUCAUCUGCUACCGUUGAAGGAGAACCUGUGCUAAUAACUGUGUUUGGAAGCAAGGGGCUUAUUGUUCUACAGCUGACCAUCGAUGAUCAUGAAGUGAGCCUGUCAGAAAUCUGUAUGCUUAGAGAACUACAUGACUGGAUUUGGGAUGUACAGUGGCUUGAAGAUGGCCUACAGCCAGCAUCUUACCUUGGCUUAGCGUUGGGCCACAACUCUGUGGCUCUUUAUGAUUUCAUAAGUGGUGAGGUUCUGAAAGAGGUCCAUUGUGCUGAGAAAUGCAUCUUGUACUCUGCUUGUUUCUAUGGCCAGAGCUGGGAGGAACUCGUGCUGGUUUCAGGGACAGUGUUUAACCAGCUGGUUGUUUGGGGAGUGUCAGAUCCAACAAAUAAAGACGGACGAACUGAACCAAGGCAAAGAAUAAGCGGCCACAAUGGUGUCAUAUUUAGUAUCUUUUAUGAAAAGGAAAGAGGCCUUUUAGCUUCGGCAUCUGACGAUCGCAGUCUUCGGAUUUGGGACGUUGGUGACCUUGCUGCUAACAGCUUUGAUGUCCAGUGCCUUCUUGUGUUAUACGGCCAUCAGUCACGAGUGUGGUCUGUGAAGCUGAUCCCUGAGAACAUUAUAAGCAUAGGUGAAGACUCUGCAUGCAUCAUGUGGAAUUACCAGGGAGACAUUGUUAAUCACUUUAAAGGCCACAAAGGUCGAGGCAUCAGAGCAGUUGCUGUACAAGAUCAGCACGGUUUGAUAGCUACAGGGGGGGCAGACUCUGGCAUCAGACUCUGGCAAACAAAUGAAAAGUCUUCUAGGUCCAACGAGCUCCUUCCAUUACAUUUUAGUUCAUCUCAUAGCCCAGGGGCCCCAAAGGCCCUAGCUAUGGUAGAUACCACUUUGCUCAUUGUUAUGACAGAUGUAGGCUCCAUCUAUACUUAUGAUUUUAUCUCCAAACAGUGGAGUUUCAUUCUGGCAGAUGAGAACUACCAAUCCUACUGUCAACUUGAUGUUUAUAAAACAUCUAAUAGUGUCAUAUGUGCUAUAGGGAACAUAACAGGUGACAUCAAGGUUUUUACUCUCUCCUUUCCUAAUAUUGCCAGGGACCUCAAAUGUCACCAGGGUAAAAUUCAUAGCCUGACCUGGGUGGCACCUUUAUGCCCUGGGUCAUUCACUUGCAGUCUUUUCUCAUCAGGCCCAUAUGGAAUAAUGGUGUUGUUGGAGGUCGUAUGUGUUUCUGGACAUGUGGAGUCUGUGACAGAAAAGGGUCGAUUUAUUUUGCCACCAUGUAAGCAGAGGUGGCAUACCAGUGUGGCCUUCUUGCCUGAUGAGGAUUUCAUUGUGUGUGGGGAUCGUAGGGGCUCCUUAAUGCUUUUUCCCACGAAUGACACAUGCAGAGAACAAAGCAACUUCCUGGGCACCACCUCCAUUCAGAGUGAUAGUGAUACCAUACAUUUGAAGGAGAAUGUAGAUGAUCUGGUAGGUGUAGAAGAAAACAACUGCCCCUCAUCUGAUUGCUCAGUGCUAUCUGCAAAAUGUCCUGUUUCGCCUCUGUUUGGGAUUCAUGGCAAAUUAGGGGUAACAUCCAUCAAUUGCCACAAUGGGUUUGUGUACAGCACAGGGCGGGAUGGAUUUUACCGACAACUGAAGGUAGAAAAAGGCCAGCUAACUGUGUUGCGCAAACAAAAGUCCUGCAAGGGAAUGGAAUGGAUAGAACGUCUGUCAUUUACUGCUGAUGGCAAUUUGUUAGUGAUGGGUUUCCAUGCCACUGACUUUGUGGUUUGGAGCACAGGAACCAAUGAGAAGCUUCAUUGUGUCCCAUGUGGAGGAGGGCACAGGUCAUGGAGUUACAGAAAAGAAGAACACAGCGAGGUAUUUGCUUAUAUCAAGUCAUGUGAUAUUUUUGCCUAUAUGAGCCACCCAGUUGGGAAUACCCACAGCAUAUUAAAAGAGCCAGUGCAUGGCAGAGAAUUGACCUGUGUCAGAUCUGCUGGGACCUUUAAGACUUUCAGGAAUGAACGCCUACAUGUUUUAUUAACAAGCAGCGAAGACACCACAGUGAAUAUAUUAUGCUUUAAUGAGGCAACAAAGAGUCUGUGCCAACUUGCCACAAUCAGUGAUCAUAUCUCUAGUGUAAAAACCCUGGCAUUAGCCAGAACUAAACCUCAUUUCCAGGAGGACAGCAUCCUGUCUGUUGUGCUGUUCAGUGCUGGAGGGAGGGCAGAGAUUGAGUGUUAUUGCCUACAGAUUAACCAAGGCAAAGGUGAAGAAAGUGUAUCGUGCCAAGUGAUCCACCUUGCGUCCCACAGACUGGAUGAACACUGGGACAGAAUAAAGAAUAAGCACAGACUUGUCAAGAUGGAUCCAGAAACAAGAUACAUGUCAAUCACAGUGGUUGGCGAGGAGAUUGGCGACAUCACAACUUCCAGUUUGGUGUUUCUUGCUGCAGCCUGCAGUGAUGGAUCUGUAAGAUUUUUUUCCAUGUGUACAAGGUAUCGGAAAAUGCUGCUGGUAGCAGAGUCCUUUUAUCAUCAGCGCUGUGUACUGAAGCUUUGGUCAUUUGUGCACCGGUUUGUUGAUGGAAAAAGAGAUUUGCUUUGUAGUGCAGCAACAGAUGGACGCAUUGUAUUGUGGGAUGUCACUGACACUAUAGAACAAGCACGUAACGUCCUGCAAGAAGAACAUGAAGAUUUUCAGCCACUGAACCUAGGAGACCCUUGCUUUACAAUCCCUGCUCAUCAGUGUGGGAUCAACAGCCUCCACAUUCAGGAGACCAAGGAUGGACAUUACCUGGUGGCCAGCGGAGGAGAUGACAACUCCAUUCAUAUCUGCCGUCUGACAGUGAGAGUCACAACUUUCAACACAGAUAACAGAACAAGCUUCCAACUUCUCCAAGAAUUUUCCAUCCCCUCGGCUCAUGCGGCCCAUGUCACCGGGCUUCGUUUUCUUCAAGAAGAUUUACUGGCCUCUGUCUCUGUGGAUCAACGUCUGUGUCUGUGGCACUUUAGCAAGGAUGGAGGUCUGCAUCACACAAGUACCAAGCUCUGCCACGUGGCUGAUGUGUCUGAACUAGAUUGCUGGGACAAUCUCACGACGGGAGGACAUUAUUGUGUUCUUUGUGGACAAGGACUGGAAAUUGUUAUGUGUAAACUGAGCAAAGUCCCCCAAUUAGAUCAGGAAGCAUGAAACCAAUAGAAUUAAAGAAAGCACUUCUGUUAAUUUUUAUGUUUUUGACAAUUUCAUAGUAAAAAAAAUUUAAUUAAAUCAAUUUCUGUCGUUUA
Xenopus laevis (African clawed frog) is the source of this 3658-nucleotide messenger RNA. RefSeq names its product WD repeat domain 6 L homeolog (gene wdr6.L). The transcript has 7 exons. Gene Ontology annotation, cellular component: cytoplasm. The record is from RefSeq and is a predicted model, not a curated record. Bases 219 to 3563 code for a protein of 1114 amino acids. NCBI's taxonomy places the organism in Eukaryota, Metazoa, Chordata, Amphibia, Anura, Pipidae. Gene Ontology annotation, biological process: tRNA methylation.